CACUGGUUGUUUUCACCCAGGAGAAGAAGCGCUGAUCGGCCGUUGCUGGGCCCAUUUUAAAAACCGUUGUAACGUUUCCUUUUUAUCCGCUUGGUUUUCAGACAGCACCUCGCUUACCUCGCCAUGGCUCUGUGUGGGGGUGUCGGAGCCAUGGCUUUACCCAGCGAGCUUAUCGUCCAUAUAUUCUCCUUUCUGUCCGACCGAGACAAGCUCCGGGCCUCGGCCGUGUGUUCUCGGUGGAGGGAGUGUCUCUUCUACCCGGCGCUGUGGACCGAGCUCAAGCUGCGGAUAGGCGGCGGGCGGCUCGGCGGCGGCUCCGGUUCCGAGGAGACCCCGAGGCUGGAGUUCCUCAUGCGGAAGUUCGGUUCUUUCGUGCGGGAGCUGCAGCUGGAACUCGCGCCGGUAGAAGGCUACCUCAGCCCCCUGAGCAACGACCCGUCGUCCGCCAGGAUGGACCAGCCGACCGGUCCGGACGGCGACCCGCAGCUCUCCGAGCGAUGGAGGGACGCCAUGGCCACCUACUUGGACCAGGUGCUGUGUGUGGUCACCAGCAUCCGCAACAACAGAAACCUGAAAAAGCUGACUUUGUAUGGAGACACCUGUAUUCUCCAGCAGGAGGGACUAUUAGACAGCUCAAACCUGCACCAGAUCCACCAGGGGGACAAAAAGAUCAACGAAAUCCAGCAGUUGUUCAUGGAGUUGCUGUCCAACAGCCGGCAGCUGAGAUGGUUGUCCUGCAGCUUCAUGCUGGGUCUGGUGACUCCCUGCUCCUUAGCCUGCCUGUCUAAUCCUUCAGCUGAGACCCUGCGGCACCUCAGUUUACUGGACCACCAGCUAGGCCCCCUCAUCUCACCAUCAGAGUUAGAUCGGCUCUCUAAUCUUAAUUCUUUGGCGCUGGAUUUCUCUGACUGGACAUCUGAGCUUUGUGGUCUGCUGGCGUCUCCAAGCCGAACUCCACUGCAUCGCCUCUCCCUGCUGCUCAAUGGCGCCGCCCUGGAGUUCAAAUCGUUAGAAGGGACCGCUACAGAGGACGAUUGGAAGGCACUGGUCCGUGUGAGUGCCAACCUGCGAGUCUACAUCAUGGCCCUAGAGGUCGACAGCUCGGAGCUCCUUAGGGUCCUAAAACCAAGCCUUCCUCUGGUGCGCCUCCACCUCGACAGUUACAGCACACUGGUGACUGAUGCGACAUUGGAGCUCAUCUCUCAGCAGUACAACAAAACGCUGACACACUUCCUGCUCCUGAGGGAUGACCCUGACUUCCCUGACCUCAGUAUCAAUCGCAACGAAGACCCACUGGUCCUUUUAGCAUGGAGAUGUACUCAGCUGGCUGUACUGGUGAUACAUGGUUACACUGUCUGGUCCCAUAACUUGGUGGCCAUCUCUCGGCUACGAGGUUCCAGUCUUCGCAUCCUGACCGUCUCUGAGGAGAGCAUCGACUUUGACCCCGACCAGUCGGUGUGCAUGGAAGGUGACCCGGUCCACAACCUGGUCAAAGAGGUCUCGCUGGGCCUCGGCCGCGUCUGGCACCCUUGCCUGGAUUCUAGCCUGGUUUUGUCCGAACCCACCCAGCAAUUCCACCGUGAGCUGCAGGCUUUCAGCAUGGGCAUGUAGGCAAGGGGGCAACUCCAACACACCUUAGUCUAAUCUGUUGUCAAGACCAGACCAGACCCACCAGGUCCAGCUCAGCUCAGACCUCUGAACCAGGCAAAAAGCAGACCCCCGUGAGAAAACUAAACCUAAUCUAUAAAGUUUAUUCUUGUGAAUUGAUGUGAGCUGAUUGUGUUUAUUUUUAUUUUUCGUGUUCAAUUCACAGGGGUUUUAGCACACAAACAUUUAUUACCAUUUCCAGCAGAUUUCAUAGUCAUCCACUGGCAUAGUAUUUACUGAAUAAAUUAUCCAAUUAAGAAUGUCCAAAUAAAACUGGAUAUUAUAAUUGGCAUUUAAUCCUCUAACCAAUGGCCAGACUUGAGUAGUGACAAUUUUUUUUAAUGUGUCUGCUAAAAGGGGUCAUCCUGCUGCUUCACAUGCCCUGAUGUCUGGCAUGGCCCAGGCUGGUCUGGUCUUGUCCACAAGUAUUCAAGCUCGAUGUCUCUGCUUCACCUUGAUAACCUGCAGAGCCUCUGUAUAAUGUAACUUCAAACUGUUUUUUUUUUCUUGCCUUUUUUUUUUUCAUUUAACUGUAUUCCAUCUCUCCCUGUGCUGUGUAUAAUCUUGUUUUUCCUCUGUGAUGGUUCCCUUGCCUGUAUAGGCUUUGUAUGCAUUUCAAUCCAGAUAUAUAAUCAUCCUGCUCACAGAUAGAACAAGUGAUGGGGCGAGAUGAUUUGAGGAGGAAGUGCGUAUUCAGACACGUACAACUAGCUGAAGUUGUGAAACUAUUUUUCUUUUCUUUUUUUAAACAAUUUACUCUGUGUCGGUCUGUCUGCUCCACUCCAGCAAAACCUGGAGUUUGUAAACAGUUGAUCAAUCACUUCCUGGGUAAUGCAACCUUCACUAUUUGUUCUGUUGCUCUGAAAGAGCACCAUGUGCGCGUGUCCACUAGUACGAGAGCCUUGCCAGCAGGGUGGGAAUCUCCAUCACAAAAUGGCGGACCGAGGUUGGUGCUAAUCAGUUUUAAUGCAGUUUUCAGCAACAGCCAUGUCAGUGCCAUGAGUCAGGCUACAUCCACAUUAAUACGUUGUCCAUCAACUCUGCUAUUUAUACGCCUGGCGUCCAGACUACUCUUGAGUUUUAGACGCUGCUGGCCGCGUUUUAGUUUGAAAACUCUGGGGCCACAUUUUAGUCUGGAUGAUCAGAAACAGAGUUUUCAAACGAAAACAUAGUAGUAUGGAUGUAGCCUCAGAUCAUUUCAACUUGAGUGGCAUUUCAAAGUUUAAUGGUUUUAUUUAAGGUUUUGAGCGCCUUAGUGAUGGUGUUAUGGAGAGAGAUUGUUACACACUUGCCGCCAACACACUUCUUACCCAGCUCACUUGUUGACCUUUCGGGGCAAUUUCGCCAGUCGACGGAAAGGAGCCUCGUCCUCUGACUGACAUUCAGAGCCAAACUAUGAAAAUUUUGCCUGUUACAAGACAACAUACCCCCACUGUGUUCUGUUUUGACCUGUAGCGAGCUGCUAGUAAACCGUUACAUUUUUUUCUAUAUUCACCGUAAUUAUUGCUGCCUUUGCUUUCCUCUAGAGAUCAAAACUUUCCAACUGGUGUCACUGGUUUCACUAUAGCCCCUUUGUAUGUCAAAUCAAAGAAAAGAACAGCAGUUUGUGUCAAAAUGUGAAGUGCUCUGGGGUUAAAACCAUCUCCAAGCAGGUCUUUAACAUUCCAUAGAGGAAAUAGGAUUUCACUCCAUAAUGCCGUAUAUAUCCAUGUUUUGAGAUUUCUCUAAGACUACUCUCAUAGGCCAUGCUAAAACAACACCAGUAUUCUGUAUGCACCGCUUCCUAUGGUGGUGAAUGCCAGCAGCACUGUAGGUAGGAACCAGUUCUCCUGGAGGAAAACAUUUCAUGAUUAAGAACAGGGAAAAGAAAAGGCACUGAAUGUAACUUUACUCUCUUCUGUUGGCCAGUUGUUUUUUAAUUUUAUUUGAGGCGAAGUGUAUAGUUAUAUUUGCAGCAGAAAUGCAUUUCUCGCCACAACAGUUGGGGGUUGUUGAAUAAGUGAGUUUGGACAUUAUAGGUUCCACUUACAGCCAAGACUGCAUUUUUCACUUUUUUGGAAAAAAAUGACACCUACAGCACAAUGUGGUUUUGGGUUGUUUGUUGCGAAACGUAUUCUCUGUCAGUCUCAGGUAGGCUUUUAACAUCACCAUGACCACGGCCUCAGUGGUGGUGGUGAUGUUGUUGCAUGGGGUGUGUGAAACAAUCAGUUGAGUUAAUGUGAGAAAUAGUCCUCUUUUUUUUUUUUUCUUAUUUCUUCUUGAGUCACAGUUGCCUUGGAAACAGCCCCUUGUUUUCUGGAUCCAGUUGUUGUUGUUAUUGAUGAUGUUGUUUAUCUGCCAUCUGAUGAACCCUCACUCCGCCUCGGUCGGAGGGUCAACAAACCUAAUCAUACAUUUGUUUUCAAAGAUUAAGGUUGAUAAAGACUAAAGAAUGGCAAAAAACAAUCUUGCUCAUUGCACGUUUUAUAUCUCCAGUAGAUGAUGGGGGGACAGAGAGAUGGGGAGUCCAUCCUGUCGAUAGAAGCCCUGCUGGGCCCAAUUACUGUCUACCUGUUUAAAAUCACUGAGUGGAUGCCUUUUGAUCUAAUACUGAAAUAAAUAUUGUUCAGGCUCAGUGGAAGUGCUAGCGCGCCAUGAUCAUGAGUUAAGCCAGGCAAUGUUGACAGAACAUCUUGUGCUAUGGAGAGAUACGGAGUUUCAGUGUCACCUGUGAAUGACUGGGCCCUGAUCUGAUGCUUCAGUGUUGGGACAGCUGUGGUCCACUGGUGUGUUAUGAAGGCAUUCCUAGGCUGAGUUGGUAUUUUAACAGUAAAGUUGGAUUGAGCCAUUGGGCACCUACCUUUCAUGAGUAGCCGCUUUUAGAAAAGUUACCAUCUCAAAUGUCUACAGCUCCGUUCAGUCUGAGGUCGGGGCAACGGCAUCGCAGUCUGUGAAGGUCCAUAUCAAGGCCAAUAGUUUACAAGGCUGGCUUUUCCGUGGACUAAUGUGGAACCAGAGUUUCGCAGCAUGGCAGCACCUUGCAGGUUCAGGAUGAAACGCACCUUGUUAUGGGCUACCAAAUGUUUGGGCGUCCGUUAUGGGACCUUGAUGGUUCAGCCGUGAUAAUCUCUCUCGUCCUUGGUCCAUAUCUCAGGAUGAAUGCACUUUGGUACCAAGAGUUUCUUUUAAAGGCUGUCUGUGGCUUAGUGUGUAAAGCUGUACAUUCAGAAGGGAGAGCAACACCAACAUGAAGACAUUCAAAUUAUAUUGGGUUUUUAAUCUUCCUCCUCCCUUCGGCCGUUGUUUUCCCCUCAUCCUCAUUUUAUAGCUCGAGUUUAUUGCUUUGUGUUGUUUAUUGUCGUCAGCUGAUGAUAAGUGAAAUCACAGCAGUUUUAUGGUAGAAUGUAAUGUCAAGCUAGAGGGCUCAGCAAAGUAAAUAGACUUUUACAAACCGAUAUUAACAAGCAGAUUUUACAGGCUCCAUCCCUAUUCGCCGUGUGUACCCGCCUUUGUUCGCUGUCUUCUCAUGUCUCCACAUAUUAUUGGCUCCUCACAAGAAGUCAGAUUUCACUGUUUGAGCCCCUAUGACCGUGUUUCUACCCAGAAUAAUAUGAGGGGCUGUGGUUUUACCAGAUUCUGCUAGAGUGGAUUAAAAGUUUCAUCUCGUUUAUAUUAUUUUCAUUGAAGAAUGUAUUAAAAUAAAUUGUCUUCUUAUCAUAGUCACUUCCCAUAUGGAAACAUUAUUUAUCAAAAGUUGAUGGUUUAACUAUUUGUGAUAUAGAAAUAUUUUAAGAACCUUUAGGCCACAGAAUGCAGAGGAGUAAAAGAAAGAAAGUAGAUAAUUGCAGAAUAAUGUCUCUUUUUUUAAUAUAUAUUGCUUCUAUUAGUUUGUUUCUUCACCAAAACACCAAACGUUUCGUGAGAUGAUGUGGAAAUAACGCUGUGCAGAGAAAGAAGAGUUGAGACUACAGGCAAAUGACUUUAGGGUUUGACACAUUAGGAGAGGAAUCAGUAUAGCAUGUUGAAAAAUACUGCCAGUGGAAAAAAGAACCUGUCCCUGAUCCCUGUGUGUCGUCACUAAUCACUACACAUUGAGCCAGUUUGUGCCUGAAAGCCUCUGGAGUUUCUCUUUGCUCUUCCCAAGUUACUGGCUUUGUGUUGUGUAUUAGUCGUUGCUGUAAUUUGUUAGUCCACUCUUUAGGGAGGCAGCGUUACAGUAGCUAGAGCUUUCAGCACACGCAUAUACAUUUUUCUCAGAGUGUGCCUGGAUUUUUUUGUGCAAGAUUUCAUGUGAAAAGUAUAUCCAGUAGAAAAUGUGCAAAUACAAUGUUUUGAAUGUGUAUGUGAAGAAGAUAUCAGCAGUGUAGCCGUUGUAUGUUUUCUGCGUUUGUGUGUGUGUGUGUGUGUGUGUAUAUUUAAAGGGGGAGGGUUUUGGCUUGCUCGUGUCCAGCAGCAUAGUCUUAUCACUUCUACUGCAGCAGGAAACAGGAACUGAAAUCGUUUCGUUCUCAGGGUACAAUCGGUUUUCAAAGCGCGGAGGAGGACGGAAAAUAACAAUAGCUCAGGCCGCUAACUCGCUCAUUUGAAUAUUAGGAGUCACUGGAUCGGUUCUUCUCUCCUUGAUGUGUUUUAAGCUGCCAAAGACCACAGUGGAACAAACCUAACACAGACACAAGUCUAACUGAAGUGCCCGCACACACACACUGGCAGGAGGCUGGUCCAGUAUUCUACUCUUCACCUUCUUUUUCUCUUUACUCCUUGUGGUUCCGCUCCUCUCUUGAGCCGUUUUGGAGGAUGUCCACACAAUUGGAUGAGGACUUUCUCCGGAGGUUGCCUUUCACACAUGAACAACGCAGCAGGAGAUUCUCCGCUUAGACGCGUUCACAACAACACAGAAAUCUUCUUAGGAUUCAGGUGAGAUGUGGUGCAGGCAGGGGCAGAACAUAAUGUAGAAAUUCUACUGCGGAGAUCAUAUUUUUGUUUACAACACAUUGACUUUAGCGUAGGCCCUUAAACCAAAAGCCCUUUUGACGUCAUUGUCUGCCUCUCCUAAGUGUAUGGCGCCGCUUUUCAUCCUGAGAUAUUUGUAUUCGUUUUGGUUUUUCUUUUACUCAGUGGCGUGUUCAAAAUGGCAUCAAUACGCCCACUCACUCGCGGAGAAUCUCCUUCUGUGAUCUCAUAUCGGCUCAUUCUGACUUCCUCCAGAGUUUUUACUAGAGGGCUGACCUAAGAAACUCUGCAGCCUCUCAUUUGCCUUCUCAUUUACAGCCCCUCCGGAGAAUGUCAGGAGGUUAUUCAAAGUUCAAUGCACGUCUGAAAGCAGCCUGUGUUUCCUCCUCUGACUACGACCACUCUGUUUUUUGUGUGUCCAAACACUGGCCUUGAUGUAAUAUGGAGAAAACUGUGCUGGACUGGAUGAAUCGUCAACAGUCCUUGUAGAUCAAGUCCAAAGCAGACCUGUGCACAAAGGCCUGGCUAAUCUGUCGUGGCUGUAUUGAAUUACAUAUAUAUCCAACAUAUGUUAUUUAAUAUGGGUUUGCAGAAUUGUUGCACAUCAUGAAUGCCACUCAGGAUAUACAUUGCAUGUUGCCGUAGGAUCACAAAGCAAAGGAAGUGCAGUGCAGUACAGUUCUGCAGCUGUGUGCUCUCUUCCAUAUUUCCUCCCCCCUUUGUCUUUUCUCCAUCACCUGUUCAACUGUGAGGAGUGAGUGAAUGUAAAACUAAAGGUGAGGAGGACGAAGAGUUUGGAUCUAUCUCAGAACACAUCAGGGACCAAACACUCUCCUCAGUUUCAGGACAAAGGCCCCUGUGCUUGAUGUUUAUGUAUUGUUUCCUGCAAGCCCGUGGCCAGGGUCAGGUUUGAUGGAAAACAUUUAGUCCUGAGCUGUUGGAGCUGUAAAAAAAAUUGCUGCUAGAGAUCUGCUAAUAAGAGGACAUUCCACAUAGGGGGUUGCUCAGGCCAUCUGACUAGCAAACAGUCUACUACAAGAAAAUUAAACCCUCUCUAUUUUUUUAUAUUUAUUUUCGAAUGGUGUGAUUUUGAAGGGAUCAGAGAUGCAGCUAGUACUGACAGUCACACCAGAUCACCAGCUGGUCUGAGCAGAGCAGAGGUGUGAUACCAUUUCGAAAGUGGUUGAUAUAAAGUGUCACCAUUUCAAAGGUCAACUGUGUUUCUAACAUGCGUUCCUGCAAUGCCAAGCUUUGCUUUCACUCGAUGCUUCGAUGCAUCCCGAGGCCAUUUAAGGGCCUUUUGUGUCGGGUACACAAAAGGUCACAAGUGAAAGCACGCCACACUGACUGUGCUAUAUAUAAAGUCGAGUUACUCUUUCCGUGAAAUCAGUUGGUUUCACUCGUUGAAUCAAUCUUCCAGUUAAUAAACGUCACAACCCGGGAAGAUGAGCUCAGUCUGCGUAUUUAGCACACACACAAAUACGUACAGACGUCAAUGUACAUGUUCACGAUGGAUACAAAAGGGCACCUGGCGUCUGGGCUGGACUUAUUUUUACACCGUAUGCAGACAGGGGUUUGUGUAUGACAAUGUUAUAAUGUGUAAACACAUAGACUGACACACAGUGAAUAUUUUAAUGAGUUCUUCCAUGAAAGUGACAGGUAGAAUACUAGAGCAGAGACAGGGUUUCAGUUAUUCAGGAGACCAUUACCAGCAGUUAGUGUAAACGCAUGUGGUUGCAGCCAGGUCGAUAUGCCCCUUUUGAGUUGUUUAUGUUCUUUUUUUUAUUUUGCUAUGUUUUUUGUGCUGUUUAUAUGCAUUCAUAGAGAAUAUCCUGGAAGAUAGCAGGGCCCCCUGUGGCCUGAUGGGAAAUUGAAUCCACAGAGCUGGCCUCUUAAUGUCAUCCAUCUGAGACAGUUGGUGUUGACAGCUUAUUAAAACUCAGUGUCAUGAUCAGAAGAUCUACAGGGAUCUGGGUUUGUCUGUCCGACCAGGCCCUAAGACAAACAGCAGAGUUUGACACGUUUGUGCUUGUCCUCAACAGCCAAUACUAAUCUCACUGACAUGGACAGAAGUGUGACUGUGUGUGUUUAGUACCAAAGCAGCAGACUGUGUUAGAUCUGCAUCAGUCUAAACACAGGCUCAGAGCCACAGACACGCAGAUCAGACAUGACCAGUUUCAUUUCCACUUGAAUCACUGCUCAGACUCAACUGGAGAGGUUGUGAUUUUGACUCUCAGGAUGUUGAUGAAAGUAAAGUUGAAAAUAGCGGUAGAAAAGAGGUAGUAAGAUGGUCGUGGGCCUAAAACCUUCCCUAAACAAGAUUCAGGGAAGAGGUAAAUGUUUAUGAAAGGAUUAACAUGACGAGACAGGGUUUCCUCAUCACAAUGUGAGUUUUAAGACUCUUCCUGUCUCUUACAUUUUUUUUAUGGAACGGCUAAGAUCGUAGACUACUACCAGUAACAUGCAAGACGUUGAAUGAGCUCACUAUAGGGCUGGACUCAGGCGGGAAUGUGAAGAAUCUGAUGAACAUCCUGAUAUAUGUUUCUGUUACUUGGAGAAAAACACUGGAUGUGCAUCACACUGGUAUGAAAUCAGUCCUGUGUAACAACAGAUAAGAUAGAUGUGUAUGAGGCGAGUUUAUGACCUCAGUGAAAGGGAGGUUCUGCCAUCAGCAGCAGGCCACACUGAGACCUUUUAGAGGAAGUUCUUAUUCUCCUGUUUUCAGGUUUCGCCAUAGCUUUAGAUCUCAGCGGCUCUGAUGUUCCUGGCGAGUAAACAAAGUCUUUCUUGUCGAGUCUGGAGAGCCAAACCUCCUAAUUAGCCAGGCAGGCCUGCUGCCCAGUCCAGCCUCACAACUAUGCAAGAGGAAUGCAUAUAAUCCACACUCUUUUUGUUUUUGUUGAGUUUUUCUUUCUCUCACUGUCACGCAGUAGAAAUGAAAAUGUUACAACUAAUAAGAACUUGCAAUGACAAUACUUGGCCUUAUGAUUUGUGAAAUCUUAUCAUUUUGUUUUAAGAUCUUUUUGAUUCUGGUCAGCCAGCCCAGUGACAGCAUCGGUGACGGCGGGCUCACUCUUGGUCUCUGUGAGACUGGCUAGAUGGCCCCAGUUUUAUCGUGGUACGAAUGUUGUGCAUUUGUUUAAAAUCAGGACAGUUUGCAAUAACAGCAGUCUUACUAGUGGCCACAAAGGGGCACAAGCAGUGCUGACAGCGCCCGGCUGCAUCUUUAGAAAACCAUAGAGGAAGAAAUAUAAACUAUAUAAAUAGAUAUAUAAACUCACAUAGUGCAUAUUUGUAUAGGUAUCAACAAUGCAUUACCGUGGUAUACUCUUAUGCAACACAUGUCCGGGUUCAAUUUAUGAACGUGAAGUAUGUUAUUGAAAUCACGCAGACUUUGUAAAUCAGAAGCUAUGUUGUUGUGUGUGUUUUGCAAAAAUGGUUUUACCAUCAUUAAUGUUGAAUAUUCAGAGCGCUAUGUUCCUGUGUGACUGUUUGUUCAAGUGAGCACAUAGCAGCGGGUUUUACUCUUUCUGUAAGCGGGGAGCCAGACGUAACCCAAAAUACAGCUGGACCAGAUUUCAUAAACCACGGAGCAUACGUCAAAUACCUUUUUAUUAUUGUUCUAAAACCUACAAAUCUGAUCUGUGCACAGCUUUUAAAACAUAUAGAGUCUAGUUUCUAACUCACCUCUGCAUGUUUCAAGCAGAACUAGAUGUGCUCCCACUUGAUUGGUUCCUCAGCAGCAUGGAUUAGCAUGACUUGUUAUGACCAAGAAACGAGGAGUUCCACCACAACUAGUGUUCUUUUAAAAAAACAUUUUAGUCGUGAAACUGAAUCAAAGACUGAAGUCUUAUAAUUAAAGUCUGAUUUGAAAUCUUCCCAGCUGUUUAUUGGAUUAGUCUGCAGGAGAAGAUUUUAUCAGUGAGAACAGUGUUGAUCCAUGGUUCUGUUGUAGAGAAAAAAGAGGACGUUUUACAAACCUCUGUGUAAAACCUCUAAACUGGCAGGUGGCGAACACUUGUGGGGUCAACUUGCUGAACGGUGAUUUGAAUCAAUGUUGAAUGAAUGCUUCUCUUCUUUUAGUCAGUGAAUAAAAGCAUUAAAAAGUCA
Messenger RNA from Hippoglossus stenolepis (Pacific halibut), 10686 nucleotides. Its product is annotated as F-box only protein 33. The transcript has 6 exons. Gene Ontology annotation, molecular function: protein binding. The record is from RefSeq and is a predicted model, not a curated record. Gene Ontology annotation, biological process: positive regulation of protein ubiquitination; SCF-dependent proteasomal ubiquitin-dependent protein catabolic process. Lineage: Eukaryota; Metazoa; Chordata; Actinopteri; Pleuronectiformes; Pleuronectidae. The coding region runs from base 124 to 1611 and encodes 495 amino acids. Gene Ontology annotation, cellular component: SCF ubiquitin ligase complex.